CCUUCGCUAACUCAGCUGCUAUCAGCGCCGCACUAACAUGGUCAGCACGUUAUCGCGUCCAUUGACUUAACUAUAGAAACUAACCGCCUACUGUGGAAACAGAGCAGCAUACAGAGAUUAACACAUUUAUCCUGCUCUGCUGUUCAGACUCGCUGAAGUGAGUUCAGUCGAAUUUCUCUUUAGCCUAAACUUUAAAGCGACGGCGGUCGUCUCUCUCUCUCUCUCUCUCUCUCUCUCUCUCUCUCUCUCUCUCUCUCUCUCUCUCUCUCUCUCUCUCUCUCUCUCUCUCGAUGAUUCUUCGCUAAGUCCUCAAGUGCUGCUGCUUCAGACCCCGUAGCCGCAUGGCAUUCCAUAGUCAGCAGUGCGAGUCACUCAACUAUCCUGAGGAAAACGACGAGACGCUAAGCGAGGUGUUCCAGACUGGACUACACUCGAGACUGCACAGCCCUAAGGCCUCCACUGACCACGCCAUCCCAAUGCACAGAACAAUGGAAGGACCGCCAUUCAGCCACCAACACUUUCCCAUGUGCCAUGACUUCCCUCAGUCCCCCAAUGAUCAGUUUUCCAGAUACAAUCAGCAGACACCUUACCCCAGCCAGGCCGAUGCUAACAGGGUAGACCCGGAAGCCCACUGGCACUACCCCAGCUACCGCAGCAGAAACUCUGAGGGAUGUUACACAAACAGCCUGCCGUCCUACCUGCCCUCCAAGGACUACCGCAGCUUCCCUGGAGGCGGCUGCUUCUUCACCAGCGGGCCGCACUCUUUCCCAGGCAGACACAGCCCUGGCAUCAGCAGCCUGGAGCAGCCCAGGUCUCUACACUCCUUUCCCCCAGCUCCGUCUCUGCACACACAUCAUGCUAUGCCCUUUCCUGGCCUUCAUCCCAACAUGCCCUGCUGGGGUCAGUGUGGGCCAGUCCCGCUCCGAGUAGGCCACCCCCAUCAUCUCAGCCCUGGACCUGGAUACCACCUGCCCUACAACAGAGGCCCAGAGCACUACAGACACGGACAUGCAGGAAGCACUGAAAAUGGACGCGUCUCUCCCAGACCAAGGCAGGAGAGUCCCUGCAGCUCGCAGCUCUCCCAGGAACAGAGAAAAGUGUUUGUCACGUAUGAGGCAGACAGCGAAGAUCACCUGAAGGAGAUCAUCAAGUUUGUUGCUUUGCUCAGGAACAACGGCUUCGACACACAUAUCGAUGUUUUUGAGCAACAGCUGAACAGCAUCAGUAAGAUUGACUGCAUGGAGAGAUACCUCAAUGAGAAAGAUUACCUGAUUAUCAUUAUCAUCAGUCUGAAGUAUUUUGAGACAGUGACGGGUGCCAGUAUGAGUGUGGAGUGUGAUGAGAGGACAUCCAACACCGUCUACAUUCACAAACAGCUUCAAAGUGAGUUCAUUCAGAACGGCUGUAAGAACUUCAGGUUCAUUCCUGUCCUUUUUCCUGGGGCGAAAAAGAGUUAUGUUCCAUCAUGGCUGCAGAACACACACGUGUACAGCUGGCCCCGGGACCGGGAUGAUAUUUUGCGGAGGCUAAUGCGGGUGGAAAAGUACAACCCCCCACCCAUCGGCCCGCUGCCCACCAUCGUCUCAGUGCCCAUCUAACGCUGCCACACUGCAUUUAGUAGCAUUUCAAAAGCGCAACACAGAAUUUUUAACUCAGAUGACUUCGACGUUCACCAUGCUUGACUGCUAGCUUUCUAAAUAUUUCAGUUCUUGUAAAAUACUAUGAAUUGACGUGACAUAAACAUAAAACAGAACGCAAGUCACUUUAGUGGAAAAUAUGAAUUGAUAUCAUCUAGAAAAUGAAAAACAUUUAAAUCAUUUGUUUCAUCAAGCAUGUAGUGUAUUUCAACAUCGCUCCCAAAGGUGUUUCGCAAGUGCUGUGUUGAACACUGCUAUUUCCAGGACAGCUCUCUGUUUUUGCACAUGCGCAGACUGAAAAAAGCGAAAGAAAUCAGAGUAAGGGCACACAUGCAAUGAGAAGCCUGAUCACUCAGCUAAAAUCCAGCUCUCUUUAUCAGACUUUUUAAUCAGGUUUGUAGGCAAUAUUCCAAUCUAGGAAAUCAGAGUAUGCUGGUAACAUCACCACAUGAAUAAGCAGAUUACAACCAAAAUCUGAUAAUGUUUGGAUCUUUAAGCUCAUUGAUCAAGUGCAUUAGUGCUAGGGAGGGGGGACAGGGCAGCAUGUUAGAUGUAGUUUGGACCUAAACUCUGCAGGAAUCUCCAGAAGAGGGUUGGUGACCUCUGACACACUUUGUGUAAGUACAGGGUUGAGUUCAGGAAGCUGGGUCAUAAUUAAAUAUUGUUUAUCAUGUACAUUAAGAGAAAAGAGUUAUCACCAAGAAUAAUGUACAGAUAUAUGUUACUCACAUCAUCUUGUUUGUUUAUUGAAUGAAUAUCUGAGGCCAAAUGAAUUAACUCUUGGACUCGACAAUAAUUUUAGACAUUGUUCUGUUCCUUGCUUUACAAAAGUGUUCGGCAUCAUUAGCAUUACUUUCUGACACAGAUAAGAAAUAUUUUGAAAAAAAGCUGGUAGAGAAGUCACUAGAAGUCUUUAGUUGUUUUAAUGAUUUAUUGAUCAUUGAACAAAAUUCAGUUGAUUGUUUUUUUCUUUCAGUUUUUUUUUUCUUGUUUACAUGUUACCAUUGCAGAAUUAUUUGAUUCCACUUAAUGAAUAAGUGGUGUGUUAGCAUAUGGCUGGCAAUUAAAACAAUGAAGCUUC
Molecule: messenger RNA, 2718 nt
Organism: Colossoma macropomum (tambaqui)
Lineage: Eukaryota; Metazoa; Chordata; Actinopteri; Characiformes; Serrasalmidae
Gene: traf3ip2b
Product: TRAF3 interacting protein 2b
Exons: 9
Coding region: 342-1598 (418 amino acids)
Biological process (GO): humoral immune response; positive regulation of canonical NF-kappaB signal transduction
Source: RefSeq, a predicted model, not a curated record